This is a messenger RNA of Camelina sativa (false flax), 2772 nucleotides long. The record is from RefSeq and is a predicted model, not a curated record. NCBI's taxonomy places the organism in Eukaryota, Viridiplantae, Streptophyta, Magnoliopsida, Brassicales, Brassicaceae.
AUGGAUAAGACGUGGAUUUCGCUGCCAAAGAAAAGCAUCGAGCAACGAAAUUCGCCAAUUCAUCAGCAAGAAGAUUGGGCAAUCUAUCUGAAAUGCUAUGCCCAUGUAGAGAUUGCCGCAAUAGCGUCUACAGAAGACAGUGGUCCUCAACACGAAACAGAGGCAUUUGACUUGUUUAAGACAACAUUCUCUAUGGGUGAAGGUGAACCAAAUCUGAGGAAUGAUGAUGAAGCAUUAGAGGCAAACGACGGUGAAGCAGUAGAGGAAACUGAGUUUAGGAAAAAGUUAAGAGAAGAUGAAACUCCAUUCUACUCUGAUUGUAUCAAAUACACAAAGGUUUCAACAAUUAUGGGACUUUACAGAUUCAAGGUUAAGAGUGGUGUGUCAGAAAACUACUUUGAUCAGCUGUUGGAUUUAAUUCAGGAUAUGCUACCUGAAGACAAUGUACUGCCGAAGAGUUUAGCUGCUAAAGAUAUUUGGAAGGAGUUUGAGAAGUUAGACAGCUGUCCAAGAUGCAAAGUUUCAAGAUGGGAGAAGGAUAAGCACAAUAAUGAGAUGAAGGUUGGGAUUCCAACAAAGGUCCUUAGAUAUUUUCCAAUCAAGCACAGAUUUAGGAGGAUGUUUAGAUCAAAAAAGAUGGCUGAAGAUUUGCAGUGGCACUAUACCAAUGGCACUGAAGAUGAUGGGAUGAACCCUUUCUCCAUGCAAAACACCAAUCACAGCACAUGGCCAAUGUUGUUGGUGAACUAUAACACACCUCCGACUAUGUGUAUGAAGGCUGAAAAUAUAAUGUUGACUUUGUUGAUCCCUGGUCCAACAGCUCCUGGGAAUAACAUAGAUGUUUACUUGGCACCACUAAUAGACAAUUUAAAAGAUUUGUGGGUUGAGGGUAUUGAAAUCUACGACUCAUUUGCGAAAGAGAAUUUCACACUUACAGCCAUGCUGCUUUGGAGUAUCAGUGACUAUCCAGCCUUAGGAACAUUGUCCGGAUGUAAAGUGAAGGGGAAACAAGCCUGCAAUGUAUGUGGAAAAGAUACACCUUCCAGAUGGCUAAAUUUUAGCUGUAAGUUUGUCUAUAUGGGGAAUAGAAAGAGACUACCGUCUGGCCAUCAUUACAGAUAUAAAAAAGCUUGGUUUGACAACACUAUUGAGGAAAGGAAUGCUAAAAGGAUACAAACAGGCGCUGAAAUAUAUGAGACACUACAAGCUUUUAGGAAUGAUUUUAGAAAACCUCUAGACAAGGAAAUUAAAAGAAAAAGAACUGAGUUGGAAGAUGAUGAGGAUUUGCCUGUUCGUCAUAAUAUUGAUGUUAUGCACGUAGAAAAAAAUGUGUCGGAUGCUAUAUUGGCUAUCUUGAUGCAAAGUGCUAAGUCAGAAGAUGGUUUGAAAGCAAGAAAAGACUUAGAAGAUAUUGGAAUCAGAAAUCACUUGCACACAGAGGUCAGGAGAAAGAAAACAUACUUACCUCCAGCAGCCUACUGGUUAUCCAAGAAAGAAAAGACCAUUUUCGGCCACAGGUUAUCUAAGUUUAUAGGUCCUGAUGGUUAUUGUGGUAAUAUUGCGAAUAGUGUUUCAGUUAACCCUCCAAAUAUAGGUAGUUUAAAGUCGCAUGAUCAUCAUGUCCUCAUACAGAACUUGUUACUGGCUGCAUUAAGAGGGUUGUUACAUAAGGUUCCUAGGAUUGCCAUCAAUAGAUUAUGCAGUUACUUCAACAGGUUGUGUCAACGUAUCAUCGACCCGGAGAAACUAAUGACAAUGGAGACAGAGUUUGUGGAAACAAUGUGUCAACUGGAGCGCUUCUUCCCUCCAUCCCUUUUUGAUAUCAUGUUCCACCUUCCAAUUCAUCUAUCAAAAGAGGCACGUUUGGGAGGACCGGUACACUUCCGCUGGAUGUAUCCCUUCAAAAGGUACAUGAAAACACUUAAGGCUUUUGUUAAGAAUCAUGCAAGGCCAGAAGCAUGCAUGGCUGAGGGGUAUUUAGCUGGAGAAUGCGUUGCAUUUUGUUUAGAGUUCCUUAAAGAUUCAGUACCAGUUCAAGAAACAGUUAAUCGCAAUGAAGAUAUUGAGGCUGAUAGAGGCGUGGUUGAAGGUCGACCUCUGCAGAAGAGUAUAGAAGUUACCCUAUCAGAUAAAGAUAGAGACACUGCACAUCGCUAUGUGCUAAUGAACAUGGCAUCUUUGGAUCCUUAUAUUGACUCAUCUUGUAGCUUGAUGGCUGGUCUUCUUGGACCAUACUUCAGCUUGAUGAUCAAGGAUGGAAUUUUACUGUGGCAGAUUCAUUCAGACUCAACAAAUAGUCAUUCUAAGGAGAUAUGGUGGUUGGCAUUUGGACCAAGAAAUGUUGCUUUAGCACAUAAAGGAUUUAUCGUUAAUGGGCAACGGUUUCACACAUAUGCGGUUAAUCGGAAGACACAAAAUAGUGGAGUAACUUAUGAAGCAUUUAGCAUGUGUAGAUCAAGUGCUCGAGAUAUGAGACAAGUCGCUGAUAUGCUUACAUAUUUUGGAGUGAUAAAGGAGAUUUUACUUAUGGACUAUCACAUGUUCAAAGUGCCGCUGUUUAGAUGCAAUUGGGCCAACACAGGGAAUGGUGUGAAGGAGGAAGAUGGUUUCACUCUUGUCAACCUUCAUAUGAACCAAACAGCCUAUUUGAAAGAUCCAUUCAUUCUACCUUCUCAAGCAAAACAGGUUUUCUAUUCUAGGGAAGAUGAUAAUUCAAAUUGGUAUGUUGUUAUGAGAGCACCACCUAGAGGCUAUCAUGAGUUGGAAACAUAA